AUGACGAGCAUAAUUCGUAUUGCUGGAAUUUGUGGAUCUCUUCGUAUAGAAAGUGCUAAUAAAAAACUGAUUCUUCGAGCUCAACAACUAUGUGCUGAGCAUGUACCUGAAGCUCGGAUUGAUAUCAUUGAUUGGAGUAAAUUACCCGUUUUUAAUGAGGAUUUGGAAGGAGAUCCACCAAAAUCUGUUAUUAAAUUUAAGGAAGAAAUCGCAGAUUCUGAUGCGAUUCUUUUCGCUACACCUG
Messenger RNA from Racocetra persica, 244 nucleotides. The record is from the annotation of a GenBank genome assembly. NCBI's taxonomy places the organism in Eukaryota, Fungi, Glomeromycota, Glomeromycetes, Diversisporales, Gigasporaceae.